AUGUAUAAAUCUCUGGGAGUGGAGAUUGGAAAGAUACACCGCGUCAUCAGAUUCAAUGAAAGUCCUUGGAUGAAAAAGUAUAUAGAUCUCAAUACAUCAUUGAGAGCCAAAGCAGACAACGAUUUUGAGAAAGACUUUUUUAAGCUCAUGAACAACGCUGUGUAUGGUAAAACCAUAGAAAACAUUCGAAACCGUGUCGAUGUAAGACUGGUCAAUUCAGCGAAAAAAGCAGCAAAGUUGGCGAACAAACCCAACUUCAAAUACUGCACCAUAUUUUCCGAGAAUCUAUGCGCUUUUCAUAUGAGAAAGACCCAAAUUCUCUUUAACAAACCACUCUAUCUCGGAAUGUGCAUACUCGAUCUCAGCAAGACAUUAAUGCACGACUUUCACUACAAUUACAUCAAAACCAAAUACGAAGACAAAGCAAAGCUUCUCUUCACCGACACAGACAGUCUCUGUUAUGAGAUUCAGACCGACGACUUUUACCAAGAUAUAAAAUCAGACGUGCACAAUCUGUUUGAUACGAGCAACAUUUCAAAAGAUCACCCUUCUGGAAUACAGGCAGGUGUGAAUGAAAAAGUUGUUGGAAUGUUCAAAGAUGAAGCCGGUGGAAAGAUCAUCGAUGAGUUUGCCGGUCUCAGAGCGAAGCUUUAUUGUUAUAAAAUGUUUGAAGAUGGAAAAGAAGAAAAAAAAUGCAAGGGUGUGAAAAAAGAAGUGGUAAAAAACACAAUCAAAAUGGAAAACUAUAAAAGAUGCUUAUUCAACGGUGAAAAACAGUAUAGAAAAAUGACGACGUUACGAAGUCGAAAGCAUGAGAUGUACACGGAAGAAAUCAACAAAGUUGCAUUAAAUAGAAAUGAUGACAAACGCAUAAUUCUUCCAGACAAUAUAAAUACAAUUCCACCCUUCACAGAGAGCCCUCUCGCAGAGUAA
Stylophora pistillata is the source of this 933-nucleotide messenger RNA. RefSeq lists its product as uncharacterized. The record is from RefSeq and is a predicted model, not a curated record. Lineage: Eukaryota; Metazoa; Cnidaria; Anthozoa; Scleractinia; Pocilloporidae.